Laetiporus sulphureus 93-53 is the source of this 1146-nucleotide messenger RNA. Its product is annotated as HIRA-interacting protein 5. Gene Ontology annotation, biological process: iron-sulfur cluster assembly. Lineage: Eukaryota; Fungi; Basidiomycota; Agaricomycetes; Polyporales; Laetiporaceae. The record is from RefSeq and is a predicted model, not a curated record. The coding region runs from base 19 to 939 and encodes 306 amino acids. Gene Ontology annotation, cellular component: mitochondrion. The transcript is spliced from 4 exons. Gene Ontology annotation, molecular function: iron-sulfur cluster binding; iron ion binding.
UUUCUAUCUGAAACCGUCAUGUCUGCUGCAUCCGCCUUCCCGUCUGUCAAAGCCCUCGCGAGUACAUCGAGGAACGCCCUGCGUCACCGCUCUAAGCUCCCGUUGUCCCUUCGUGCUUCCCGGAGAGAAUCGUCGGCGACUGCAUCUUGCCUCGCUAACCUACACCAUGGCACAACCCUGGCAACGUUCUCUCCAACACAUCCGGCAAGAAAGUUGUCCAGUAUGGAGAGACCACUGCACUACCGGUCUAUGUUCAUCCAAACAGAGACCACGCCGAAUGAGGACUCGCUCAAAUUCAUUCCUGGGGUACCUGUCAUGGAUGAUGGCACAGCAGAAUUUCUUGAUGUAAAAUCUGCUCUCAAGUCGCCGUUGGCUAUACGGCUUAUGGGCAUCGAGGGUGUCAACACCGUAUUCUAUGGACCAGACUUCGUCACGGUCUCAAAAGAUUCAGAGACGUCGUGGUCAGUCAUCAAGCCGGAAAUAUACUCCAUUCUCAUGGAAUUCUUCUCAUCUGGCCAACCACUGUUCCGCUCGGAAGAGGACCGCGAGGCUGCAGGCCCUCAGGACACGCGGAUACUCGACACAGACUCGGAGACGGUCGCGAUGAUUAAGGAGCUCCUUGAGACCCGCGUGCGACCGGCGAUCAUGGAGGACGGUGGGGAUAUCGAGUUUAGAGGGUUCACAGACGAUGGCCACGUGCAGGUGAAGUUGAAAGGUAGUUGCAGAGGGUGCGAUUCGAGUACGGUCACACUGAAGAGCGGCAUUGAGCGGAUGCUCAUGCAUUAUAUCCCUGAGGUCAAGGGUGUUGAGCAGGUCCUUGAUCAAGAGGAAACCAUCGCACUGGAUGAGUUCCAGAAGCUAGAACAACGCCUAUCUCGAGAACACGGGCAGACUGAUUCGAAGAAGGACCCAAGUAUGGCGCAAUACAUGUCUGUAUAAAUAGAUUUGUACGAUACUACCCGCUACAGCGACAUCCUAAUAUCCGCACACCGUCUUGUGUCUUCGGGCUAUCUCUAGGACUAGUGUGGCUCAGAUUGCAACACUGCAGAGGUGUACAGUUUGGAUAAAGCCAAUGGCAGCUACACGAUUGCGCAGUGUGGCCCAUCUAGUCUAAUCUAAUCUAAUCCGUUAUGCUUCAACUUCGUG